AUGGCGGCUUUGAUGAAGCGGCGGAGAAGGAUUCGGCGCAGAAGAAACAUGUACCACAAGAGAGGCUUGCGGGCAAUAAAGGCUAAAAACGGUGGCGUUUUCCCCCGUCACGACGCUAAAUCCAAGGUCGCAGCUCUCGUUGAGAAGCCCACCAAGUUUUACCCGGCUGAAGACGUUAAGAAGCCUCUCGCCAACAGAUGCAAGCUCAAAGCAAGCAUUACUCCAGGAACUGUGUUGAUUAUUCUUGCUGGUAGAUUUAAGGGCAAGAGAGUUGUCUUCCUCAAGCAACUUUCUUCUGGUCUACUCUUGUGUUCUAACUUCUAA
Messenger RNA from Eruca vesicaria subsp. sativa (arugula), 324 nucleotides. Lineage: Eukaryota; Viridiplantae; Streptophyta; Magnoliopsida; Brassicales; Brassicaceae. The record is from the annotation of a GenBank genome assembly.